GCUGGCGGCGAAGCUGGCCUACCACUUCAGCUUCCUCAACCCGUCGCCUGCGCAGCUGAAGGAGCUCACCGACCUGAUGGACCACUUUGCUGCGCGCUCCAUGCACGCUGAGGACGCCAGCCUGGUGUCGCACGGGAACCCGCUCCUGCUGCCAAAGCGGGAAACGGCCUGUCUGCCGUACAAGGACGGGGGUGUCAACCACGUCGACCUGCCUGCGUUCCUGUCUGCCCUGCAAGCUAAGACCUUCGCCCUCCUUGCCCAGCCAGGCCGGCAACCCUGAAAGAUGCUCACCCGGGCGCUGCUUACCCAUGUGCGCCCGGACUCCGCCACCACGUGGGCGUGGGUGUACAGCGACGCGCCGGCGCCAGCGGGGCUGCCUGCCCGGCUGGCGGCCGCGGUCGGCCACGUGCGGAGCGCGGGUGUGGAACAGCAUCCGCCGCAGCCAGCCACUCAGCCGCCAGCGGCGCCGCCACAGUGGCGGGUUAGCCUGGACCAGCUGUGGGUGGCUAACGCUGCGGGGGCUGUGUCCUACGUCCACUACACGGGGCGGCUCUUGGAGCCUGGGCCUGGCGUGCUGCCCCCGGCGGUGGAUGGGGCGUGGCAGCCUGCCUGUGUGCUGCAGCAUCGCAAGCCGCGGCACCUGUGGACCUUUGAAGAGCGGGCGGCGUACGAUGCAGCAUCACCAGGGGAACGGGCGGGGGCGUGGCCUCGGGCGCCGUACUUCCUGGCGCCGGAGGCUGGGGUGGUGGUGCACCCGGAGCACUGCCGGAUUGCGGGUGUCAGCUUGGCGGACUACACGGUGCGGGACGUGCGGCGGGCCAUCACCGCGGCUAACCCGGCCGCACCUCCGGCUCCGGCACGCCCUGCAGCCAUGCCGUGCCCAGCGCCAGCACAGCAGGCGGGGGGUUCGGGGACCCAGCCGGCGGCACAGUCGCGGCUGGUGGAGCGGGAGGCGGAGUGGCAGCGUGCAGCGGCGCAGCUGACCACCACGGCGGCGCAGCAUUUCCACGAUAACCCGGUGGCUCUGGACCCCUGGCUUUUUUUUUUUUGAGGAAUCAUCCUAACAAGGUUGAACA
Chlamydomonas reinhardtii is the source of this 1076-nucleotide messenger RNA. RefSeq lists its product as uncharacterized. NCBI's taxonomy places the organism in Eukaryota, Viridiplantae, Chlorophyta, Chlorophyceae, Chlamydomonadales, Chlamydomonadaceae. The record is from RefSeq and is a predicted model, not a curated record. The transcript has a single exon. The coding region runs from base 284 to 1051 and encodes 255 amino acids.